AUGGAGAAGAGAAAUAUUUCUCAUGUAACCACAUUCAUUCUCAUUGGAGUUUCAGAUCGUCCAGAGCUUCAAGUUCCCCUCUUCUUAAUCUUUUUAGCAAUCUAUGGAGUGACAGUUACUGGAAAUGUAGGAAUCAUCACACUCACUAGUAUAGAUUCUCAACUUCAAACUCCCAUGUACUUUUUCCUCAGACACUUGGCUAUCAUUAAUCUUGGGAAUUCUACUGUCAUUGCUCCCCAGAUGCUGGUCAAUUUCUUGGUAGAGAAGAAAAUAGUUUCCUACUAUGGGUGUGCAACUCAACUUGGAGGUUUUUUAGUCUUCAUUGUUGCUGAGAUUUUCAUGUUGGCUGCCAUGGCCUAUGACCGCUAUGUGGCUAUUUGCAAUCCCCUAUUAUACAUGGUUGUAGUGUCAAGGAAGGUUUGCAUCCUGCUUGUUGUCCUUACAUACAUUUAUAGCUUUUCAACAGCCGUGACAGUCACCUCUUGUGUUUUCUCAAUGUCCUACUGUUCUUCCAACAUCAUUAAUCAUUUUUACUGUGAUAAUGUCCCUUUGUUAGCUUUAUCUUGCUCUGGUACCCAUUUGCCAGAGACAGUAGUCUUUAUCUCCUCAGCUACCAAUCUCUUUUUUUCCAUGACAAUUGUACUGGUUUCAUACUUCCACAUUAUCUUGGCUAUCCUGAGGAUACGUUCAGCAGAAGGGAGACAGAAAGCCUUCUCCACCUGUGCUUCUCACAUGACAGCUGUCACUGUUUUCUAUGGGACACUCCUUUUCAUGUAUUUGCAGCCCAGGUCAAACCAUUCCUUAGACACUGAUAAAAUGGCUUCAGUGUUUUACACACUAGUGAUCCCCAUGCUGAAUCCUAUGAUCUAUAGUUUGAGGAACAAGGAUGUGAAGGAGGCUCUAAAGAGAGCCCUCACCAACCCUUGCCAAAACUGUAAAAACUUGUAA
Dromiciops gliroides (monito del monte) is the source of this 948-nucleotide messenger RNA. Its product is annotated as olfactory receptor 8J2-like. Gene Ontology annotation, cellular component: membrane. The coding region runs from base 1 to 948 and encodes 315 amino acids. The record is from RefSeq and is a predicted model, not a curated record. The transcript is spliced from 2 exons. Gene Ontology annotation, biological process: G protein-coupled receptor signaling pathway; sensory perception of smell. Lineage: Eukaryota; Metazoa; Chordata; Mammalia; Microbiotheria; Microbiotheriidae. Gene Ontology annotation, molecular function: G protein-coupled receptor activity; olfactory receptor activity; odorant binding.